Messenger RNA from Podarcis raffonei (Aeolian wall lizard), 2962 nucleotides. RefSeq names its product POU class 2 homeobox 1 (gene POU2F1). Gene Ontology annotation, cellular component: nucleus. Gene Ontology annotation, molecular function: RNA polymerase II cis-regulatory region sequence-specific DNA binding; DNA-binding transcription factor activity, RNA polymerase II-specific. Lineage: Eukaryota; Metazoa; Chordata; Lepidosauria; Squamata; Lacertidae. The record is from RefSeq and is a predicted model, not a curated record. The transcript has 17 exons. Bases 51 to 2411 code for a protein of 786 amino acids. Gene Ontology annotation, biological process: regulation of transcription by RNA polymerase II.
CGAGCAAGGGAGGGUUUAUCGGGCGGCCGAUUUUGAUUAAAAUAUUCAAAAUGGCGGACGGAGGAGCAGCGAGUCAAGAUGAGAGUUCGGCGGCGGCGGUGGCGGCAGACUCAAGAAUGAACACUCCGUCAGAAACCAGUAAACCUGUAAAAAUGGAGAGUGGUGAUGGGGACACAGGCACACAGACAAAUGGCCUGGACUUUCAGAAACAGACUGUGCCUGCCGCAGGGGCAGUAUCUACAGCCCAGGCCUUCCUUGGACACCUUCAUCAGGUUCAGCUCCCUGGAUCAAGUUUACAGGCUGCUGCCCAGUCCUUAAAUGUACAGUCUAAACCUAAUGAAGAAUCUGGGGACAGUCAGCAGCCAAGCCAGCCUUCCCAGCAGCCUUCAGUACAGACGGCCAUACCCCAGACCCAGCUCAUGCUGGCCGGAGGACAGAUCACUGGGCUCACGUUAACACCAGCCCAGCAGCAAUUAUUGAUACAACAGGCACAGGCACAGUUGCUGGCAGCUGCAGUGCAGCAUUCAGCCAGUCAGCAGCACAAUGCUGCAGGCGCCACCAUCUCAGCUUCUGCUGCAACGCCCAUGACACAAAUCCCUCUAUCUCAACCGAUACAAAUUGCACAGGAUUUGCAGCACCUGCAGCAGCUCCAACAACAGAAUCUCAACCUGCAACAGUUUGUGUUGGUGCAUCCAACAACCAACUUGCAACCAGCACAGUUCAUCAUCUCACAGACGCCGCAGGGGCAGCAGGCUGCCGCACACUGGGUCGGGUCAACAUCUUCAUCGAGUUACCCUCUACAACCUCAAGGUCUCAUUCCUGGUCUCCUGCAAGCGCAGAAUCUCUUAACGCAACUACCUCAGCAAAGCCAAGCCAACCUCCUGCAGUCUCAGCCAAGCAUCACUUUCACCUCUCAGCAGCCAGCAACCCCAACACGCACAAUAGCAGCGACCCCUAUUCAGCCACUUCCACAGAGCCAGUCAACACCAAAGCGAAUUGAUACCCCCAGCUUGGAAGAGCCCAGUGAUCUUGAGGAGCUUGAGCAAUUUGCCAAGACUUUCAAACAAAGACGGAUCAAACUUGGAUUCACUCAGGGUGAUGUUGGGCUCGCUAUGGGUAAACUCUAUGGAAAUGACUUCAGUCAAACUACUAUCUCUCGCUUUGAAGCCUUGAACCUCAGCUUUAAGAACAUGUGCAAGUUAAAACCACUUCUGGAAAAGUGGCUCAAUGAUGCAGAAAACCUCUCAUCAGAUUCAGCUCUCUCCAGCCCAAGUGCCCUGAAUUCCCCAGGGCUGGGGAUUGAGGGCUUGAACCGCAGGAGGAAGAAACGCACCAGCAUAGAGACCAACAUACGUGUGGCCUUAGAGAAGAGUUUCCUGGAGAACCAAAAGCCUACCUCGGAAGAGAUCACCAUGAUAGCUGACCAGCUGAACAUGGAGAAAGAGGUGAUCCGCGUUUGGUUCUGUAACCGGCGCCAGAAGGAGAAAAGGAUUAACCCACCGAGUAGUGGUGGAACCAGCAGCUCGCCCAUCAAAGCAAUUUUCCCUUGCCCAACUUCAUUGGUGGCAACCACACCAAGCCUUGUGACAAGCAGUGCAGCUACAACCCUGACUGUCAACCCUGUGCUCCCUCUAACCAGCGCGGCAGUAACUAGUUUGGCAGUCACAGGCACCACAGAAACCAUCCCCAACAACACAGCGACUGUGAUUUCUACCGCACCCCCGGCUUCCUCAGCAGUGACAUCACCCUCCCUGAGUCCCUCUCCUUCUGCCUCCGCUUCCACUUCUGAGGCAUCGAGUGCCAGUGAGACCAGCACAACACAGACAACCUCCACCCCCAUGUCCUCAGCAAUUGGGACCAGCCAGGUGAUGGUAACUGCUUCUGGGUUGCAAACAGCAGCAGCGGCACUCCAAGGAGCUGCACAGUUGCCUGCAAAUGCAAGUCUUGCUGCCAUGGCAGCAGCAGCAGGACUAAAUCCAGGCUUGAUGGCAUCCUCACAGUUUGCAGCUGGAGGUGCCUUACUCAGUCUCAAUCCAGGGACACUAGGCGGUGCUCUCAGCCCAGCUCUGAUGAGUAACAGCACUCUGGCAACUAUUCAAGCUCUUGCAUCUGGUGGCUCUCUUCCAAUAACAUCACUGGAUGCAACUGGGAACUUGGUAUUUGCCAAUGCUGGAGGUACGCCGAACAUCGUCACUGCCCCUCUGUUCCUGAACCCUCAGAACCUUUCACUGCUCACCAGCAACCCAGUUAGCUUGGUCUCUGCAGCUGCAGCCUCCGCAGGGGCCUCUGGACCAGUUGCCAGCCUUCAUGCCACCUCCACCUCAGCAGAGUCUAUCCAGAACUCUCUCUUCACCGUGGCCUCGGCCAGCGGGGCUGCCUCCACCACUACUACUGCCUCCAAGGCGCAGUGAGUUGGACUGAGCUGUGCUUACCCAUAGCCUAUUUUACUCUGCAGUGAGAUGGGCUGCCAGCUGGGUUUACAAACUGCAAAAUGUGAUUGGUUUCCUCUCACCGUGUUGCUGGGGACAAGGGAGAGAAGGAAAAAUACAAAAGGAAAAAAAAACCAAGAAGAAGGAUUUAAAACUGGGACAAACAUUUGCCUAAUUUUAUAAUAAACACUGUCUUUUCAGGAUUGCUUCAUUGACUGGAGAACUUUCUAACCAAAAAUGUAUAAAACAAAAAAGGACUACUUAUCAUUUCCAGCAGUAUCAAUGACAAGUUAAGGUGGGUUAUCAACUCAAACGUAGGAAUGGGAUUUCUUCUUUCUUUUUGAUCUAAAUAUCUUUUUUUAAUUAUCAUUUAUUGGUCUGUUGUACAGGCCAUAAUGUCAUACAAGGUGUUUAUAAUCUUAUCAAUCGUGUUGGGGGUUCCUUUCUUAACUGGUACAAUUUAGGCAGGCCUGUAUUACUGAUGUAUCUCUUUAUGAUUAUUAUUAUUAUUUUUAUAAAUAUAUAUAUAUAUA